Molecule: messenger RNA, 1074 nt
Organism: Linnemannia hyalina
Lineage: Eukaryota; Fungi; Mortierellomycota; Mortierellomycetes; Mortierellales; Mortierellaceae
Source: the annotation of a GenBank genome assembly
AUGCCGCCCAAAAAACUGACUGGAGAGAAGAAGAAGAUCGUCGAGGACAAGACCUUCGGUCUGAAGAACAAGAACAAGUCCGCAAAGGUCGGACGCUAUGUCGAGACCGUCAAGAACCAGGCCAUGCACGCUGGACAAUCCAGGAAAGAUAUGGUUGAGAGAGAGCGUGAGAAGCAGGCAAUUAUUGACCGCAAGCGUGCCGAACAGGCCAAGAAGGAGGAAUUGGGAGACCUGUUCAAGCCUAUUCAGGUUCAACAGAAGGUGCCUUUUGGAGUUAACCCUAAGACCAUCCUCUGUGCCUUCCACAAGGCCGGUACCUGCACAAAGGGAGACCGGUGCAAGUUCUCGCACGACUUGAACAUUGAGCGCAAGGCGACCAAGAGGGAUCUUUACACCGAUAACCGUGAUGAAGAAAUGAAGAAUGAUACCAUGGAUAAGUGGGAUCAGGCAAAGCUGGAGUCCGUUGUCACUUCAAAGUCCAAGGGAGGACCUGUUGCCACCACCACCACCGACAUUGUGUGCAAGUACUUCUUGGAAGCUAUCGAAAAUCAAAAGUAUGGAUGGUUCUGGGAUUGUCCCAAUGGAGGCACACAGUGCAAAUACCGCCAUGCUUUGCCACCUGGCUUCAUUUUGAAGACCAAGGCAGAGCUGAGAGCUGAGGCGAACAAGGAGGUGAUCUCGAUCGAAGAGUUUUUGGAGAAAGAGCGCCACAAGUUGGGCAAGAACCUGACACCUGUCACAGUUGAAUCGUUUGCGGCUUGGAAGAAGACCCGUGCGGAACGUGUGGAGCAGGAGGAGCAGGCCAAGCGCAAGGCCAAGGAGGCUGCUUACAAGGCUGGAAAGAUGCUGCAGUUCUCCGGAAGAGAACUGUUCGACUUCAAUCCCGAGAUUGCUGGUGCUGACGACGACGAUGGCGACGAUGUGUUUGAUUUCUCGGCAUACUCAAGGAACGUUGAUCAGGAUGAGACGCCUGAGGAGCUCGAGGCACGGAUCACUCGCGAUAUGGCCAAUGUCAAGGUUGACGAUGAGUUGUUUGCGGGCGAGGAGGAUGUUGAUGUCAGCGAUGACGAGUAA